AUGAACGUUCUGGAUAAUGCCCCGGGUGAGAUUUCCUUAUUUUUUUAUGCAUUUAACAUGUGAAUUUUUGGAAUGAAAUAAAUGUUCAAAACCAAUGAAGAAUUUUGGAAUUGGCUUAAAAAGAUUCAAACCGCAUAAAUUGAGGAAUUGCCGCAAAACGGAAAUUUUUUUUUUACAAGAGUUUCAAUAAGAUGAACAGAGCUUUUUUUGAACAACUUUUUGCUUUUUUCUUGUCUCAAGACAUUUGUAAAUGGAGUUCAUUGCAUCUAAAAAAAUUAAAACCAAUCAAAAUAAAUGAAUAAAUUUUUUCAGAAUCCUCACAUUCACCAGCGCGCAGAACAGUUCGUCUUUCUUCUUCCGGUCAAUCCGGUAAUUUUUUUUUUCUUCUCCAAUUUGUUUUUUUUAUGAUAGAGAAAGUUUUGAAAAAAUCUAUUUGAACUUUUUUUUUUUACGAGUUUCCAAUUGCGCAACUUGAAAACAACGGUUAAUAGCACUGCAGAACCCAUUUUGCAAAAAAAAAAAAGAAGAAAAAGGCUAGAAGACUUUUCGAGCCGUCAAAUUUUUUGCCAGUAUCUAGUGACCGAAGACGAUUUGAAACAAUUUUUCAAUUCAUUUGCUCGUUUUAAACUUUCUUCUCAGAUUCUGACGUGGAGACAUGUGACGAGAAAGCGGGGCUGCUUGGGAAACAGCGCAAGGCAACUGCUUCGAAUCGUCUUGAAAAAACUCCACUGCUUCACCGUCCCAUGGGCUCCAACAUCGACGUCGCCGCCGUAGAGUUUGGUCGUCGACUGGAGCGCGUGAGCGACAUGAUCACCACCGACGAAGACGAUUUGCUCCAUUCGGGUAAUUUUUUAUAUUUUUGCAGUCCUUUUCGCAUCAAUAGAAAGAGUUUUUCAGAUAGAGAGCGAAUGAGGUUCUAUCGAAGUUAGUUUCUUUUUUCCGGGCGGGUUUCUUUAAACAGAAAUAAACCAGUCUCCUCAUAUUUAUGGAACUUUGAGAAUCAAAAGAUUUCGCGUUCCUAUGAGAGCAUUACAAAAUCCAAGAAUGGUCCAGAAUUUCACCAAGGAAAGUUCACAUUAACAUGCAAUUUUUUUGACAAUUUUUUUGUGAAAUAAUCGAUUUUUGAAAUGAUAUUUCUUUCGGUUUAUGUGGAUCGACUAGACGUUUUUACAUUCGUGUCUUAGUUAAAAAAGGUUUUUCCUGGUAUUUGAGAAGCCAUAUUUUAAUUAACCAGGGAACGUUUUUUACCCGCCGGUUGAACUUCUGCUGAAACAUUGCCAAAGUGUACUUCAGAACCCGUGAUUGCAAUUCUAGAAAAAAAUUUCUCGCAAUAGAUCUUGUUUCCGAGUUAUGAAGCUUCAAAGUAAAAAAAUUCCCUAGUAAAAAAAAAAACAAUAAAAUGUUAGAGAAAUUCAAGAACAUCUCCGAAAAAUUUCUGAAAGUUUAAAGUUGAUUCCACUAAUACUUCCUUUAAUAUUGAAAUUUUUUUGUGUUUCUGAAGAGUUGCGAAAUGUGAAAGUACCACUAAAAGUUUUGAAAUAUCAUAAAGAAUUAUUUUUGUGAUCAAGGUAGUUUUUUUUUCUUAUUUGAUUCAUUUGCCUGAAAUAAUCAUUUCCAGGAACGGAGGCUUACGGAUCCACUGCUGGAGCCAACAUGGCCAACGUCAUCAACGAAGCUUGUCGGGCCAUUCACAGCGGAAUCUUUCCAGAGCGGAUCGCCCAGGGCUCAAGUGGCAGUUAUUUUGUGAAAAAUAAGCAGAAUGUGAGUUUUUCGAAGCUAAGAGAACUUUCAAUAACUCAGCGAGUUUUGGGAAUUACUGUUUUCCAGCAAAUCAUCGGAGUGUUCAAGCCAAAGAACGAAGAGCCGUAUGGUUCCUUGAACCCAAAAUGGCUCAAAUGGCUUCAUCGUGUCUUUCUGCCAUGUUGCUUCGGUCGCAGCUGUUUGCCACCCAAUCAGGUACGACAACUUUCCCGUUUCAGAUUCAAAAUUGACGUUUUAAAAAGUUUAUUUCAAAAUAAUUACAUGAAGGGACAGUGAGAGGGCAGUUAAAAAACACAUAGCCAUGAAAAUAAAGAAAAAUAGAGAAGCUGCAAGGAAAAGAACCAUUGAAGUAAGCCGUUUGAGAAUAAAUGUUCGGAGUGAAAAUUAAUGAGAACUGUUAAAGAAAGCUCUAACAAGCAUUGCGUUAAAGUACAGCGUUAUGAAUCCGAAUGUUGUUAUGGAGAAACCGGAAAUGAGUUAG
This is a messenger RNA of Caenorhabditis auriculariae, 2242 nucleotides long. The record is from the annotation of a GenBank genome assembly. NCBI's taxonomy places the organism in Eukaryota, Metazoa, Nematoda, Chromadorea, Rhabditida, Rhabditidae.